AUGGGUUUCAAACUUGUAGCUCUCAGCACAUGGCUGCUGACAGUCAGGUACUUUCCCACCCGUUUCUUUCCGAUUAUCUCGUUCUCUUUUCAGCACCUUUUCGGUGGAGAAGAAGGCGAUCGGCGGAGGGUGCAUCGACCUCCUCUGCCCGAUCACCGCUGACACCCAUGGAAUCCGAAGUCUCGUCAACGAAGACACCCUCAAGACUGACGUCUGCACGGACUGCAGUCAGUGCACGGAGAACGGCUACAGUGUCUGUCUCCGUCAGAAGGAAUCCCGUGCUUCCCGGACUGUCGGAGCGUGCAGUUGUGCCCACCAACUAGCCGAGAACUGCCACACUGACCUCACUCAAACCCGUCAUCCCGCCAAUCUCACCAUGAAAACGUACCAAGCUUGCUACGCUGAUGGUCAGUUGUUCACGUAGGAACCGGUCUCAUUUCGCUCUUUCAGCCCUCCAACGUCCGCCACAACCUCUUGCUGUCAAUGAGAACUCUUCGGUUGUCGUGACGAUCGAGCCGUUCUGGCUGGAGCCGUACUGGAGACACCUCAAGAUCGAGAACGUCACACUUCACUACAAAUUCCAAGUGAAGGUGAUUUUUUCAUUCCAUGAAGAUGUUCAAAAUUGUCUCAUUUUAGGCACCAGAGCAUUGUGAAGGAGAAGUGGAAUCAACGGCAAGCGGAGCGCACACUUGCAUUGCUUCCGUGCUCGUGGACUUGUCCGAGAGCAAGGAAGAUCACCCACAGGGCAAGGACGACGACGAGUACGAUCACAGUGAUGUAAGUGAAGGGAAGAGAACCGAAAGUGAAAGUGUGGAUUACAGAACUAUGACCAGUACGACGAUGACUUGCCCCCGGAGGUCCAAUUCGACAGAGACGUGUUUUCGGGAGCCAAGGAGCUCGAGUCGUAUUACACUGUAAGUGAAACAGAUCAGAAACAGUCAGAUCAGAACAUUUCAAAUCUUGAAGGCCACAGUCCGUCGUACCCGCCAAAUCAAAGCUUCUGCUCCGAAAGGCCAUCAAAUUUACGAUGGAGAGUCUGUCAUUGAGUCGGACCACUUGAAGUUUGAUCUGAAACCAGAGGUGUACGGACUCGGGGAUUCGGAUAUUGUUGCCGCACCGCCAGUGGAAGAUGCCCUUCCAUUCACAACUGAAGAAUCGGCAACGACUGUUGUGAAGGAUGCUCUCGAUGACGGAGACGUCAGCGAGGAAACCGGAGGUACAAACUUCUUCGAGGAGGAAGAGAAGAAGGGAGAAGAGGAGAUGAAGAAGGAGGGCAGCGAGGAGAAGGACGAGGAUGGAGUUCUGAAGGUCAACCUGGAAGACAUCGAGCCGACGAAGCUGAAGUCGCAAGAAGAAGCCAAGAAGAAGGCUGAGGAGGAAGGAGACGAUGAGGAAGAGAAGGAAGACGAUGUGGAGACGACGACGUCGGAGACGGAAGACGAGGAGACAGACGAUGACGAGAAGGAGGAGAAGAAGGAAGAAGAUGAGAGUGACGAGGAGAAGAACAACAAAGAUGAAGGUUUCGUUGGAAACAGCACGAAUAUCGGAGAUGAUGAGUUCGAGAAGGAUUCGCAAGAAUCAAGCGAAGACGAUUUGGAAGAGAGCACAACUGUCGAGCUCGUGGAGGGCGACUCCGAAGCCCCGCAGAACUUCUGGGAUCGCUUCGUGACCAGCUUUGACUUCCCGCGAGUUCGCACCGUUUUCAUCGCUUCUCUCGGCUUCUUCAUCGGCUUUAUCUUCAUCAUCCUGUGCCUGUUCUACAGAAACAAGUAUUGUUGCUGCUGCAAGGUUAGUCGGCAAGCUUUUCCGUCGAGUGUGCAUUCUCGUUUUUUCAGACCAAGGAAUCGAAGACUGCGAACGGUUACCGUUACACGUCAGCGAACCAACCGCCGACGGAGCUGGUGAGUCGUGAGAAAGAGCAGCUGCGGCAGUAGAAUGGCCUUCUGUUCGCCCACCAUUCGUUCCGUCCGUCCACAACUAGCUCCGUUUCUCUUAAUGCUCUAAUACGGUUAUCUCUCCACCCCGCAUCUAACCACGUGCCAAUCCGAUUGACAUGACCCACUCCCCCUUGACUUCUUCCUUUCCUUUCCUCCCCCUCUCUGUCUCUCUUUUCUUCCAGAUUUCCCUUCCCAACUUUUUCGGUGACCGUGUGUGUGUGUGUCUGUUCCUUUUUUGUGUAUAAAUAUCUCAUUUAUUUUUUCCACAAAUUUAUUUUUUUGAGAAUAAAUUAAAUAAAUCUUUAUAUGGCAGUACUCUUCGCACGUGUCACCGGAAAAUAAGUCAACAACUAACUGAUUGCACAGAGGAAAAGCUCUCAACGGAGACCACUUUCAGAAGUCAGUUUCGCGUGCUCCGUCCGGAGUUGCUCCCGAAGAUCAACGUCUUCUGGCUGAAGGAGAAGCCAUCGAAAACUUCAAAAGUGUCGUCAAAAGCGGCACAACUUUCAAUCCGAACAAAGUAGAGCUAGGCAUUACUGUAGGUACGGUAAAGCGAAGAACGCAGACGAGUGCCGUAUGAACCGUAUUCUAGGAAUGGGAAAGUUCGGCCCGAUCUACAGAGCCAUGUUCAAUUCGUAUAAUGGAUCCGUCCAUGAUGUGAACGUGUAUUUAUUAAAAAGUGAGCAUUCGGAACUGCACAAAACGACGGAGAUUCAUUCAGAUAUCAACCGUCUUUCCGAUGAAGAGCUCCUUAAGCUCACAUCUCUUUUGAAAGCGAACAUCUCCGCCGGCGCUCACCAAAAUGUUGUUUCCCUUUGCGGAAUUUCUCAAACCGGACCAGGUGCAUUCUUUGGGACGACGCCUUCACUGAACAAUAUCAAUUUCAGACGUGAUGCUCAUGUGGGAGCCUCUCCACCAGUCCGUCCUCCGAGGUGUCCUGCGAGAGAGCCGUUGCGCUCGAUUCGGAACAGACCCAUUCAACAUGGCCAGUUUCCUGUCCUCCGAACGACUCGCCGCCAUCGCCAUCGGAUGCUGCAAUGGCGUCGAACAUCUUCUGAAGAGAAACGUCUUCCCGUCGCACCUUUCCACCUCGAACGUGCUUCUUGCCGAAAGAGGCAUUGUCAAGAUUGGAGGAUUCGGUCUUGCCGAACACCACGCCCUUGAUAUGACCACCGAAAGCGUAUGCGCAUCCGUUUUCAAUCCCUCCUCAAUUUUUUCAGGCUCCGACGAAGAUGCGCUGGAUGCCUCCAGAAUACUUCAAAAGGGAUCACAAGAUGAUUCACAAUGAACAGACGCUCAUUUGGCCGUUGGGAGUCACUCUCUGGGAGAUCUUCUCCCUCGGAGGCACUCCGUUCGCCUCUCUCCGGCAGGUUCAGACGUUUAUCGAUGCGAUGCGGGACGGAUCCGCUCAGUUGGAUCCAAUCACUUAUUGCGGAGAAGCCGUCACCCAACUGCUUGCCACGUGUACUUCUCAUGUUCCGGAAGCCAGAGGCGACAUCCGAACGAUCAUCAAACGACUCGAAUGCAUUUCCGCCGAUGCUAAAGUAGCCUCCUCCAUCAUCCCGCUUUCCUCAUUUUUAUUUUCAGACUCAGAUCAAUCUGUGCUACCGCGAAGACUUCCCUUACCUGCCGAUCGUGACCCAAUUGGAGCAGCAGGUCGAGUAAAUCGUUGCCUUUCUUUCUGCCGUUUCAUGCUCUCCUCCCCACUUCCCCGUUCUGACAAUUUGUUGAUUUUUCCGAGAAUAAAUAAGUCUUGCGUGUUUGUUGCGUAAGGUGUCUUCUGCUUCUUCUUCUUCUUCUUCUUCUUCUUCUGCCCAUUCCUGUCCUACCUAAAAAGCGGCCGUCGUCAUCGGCUUUGCCGGUUCUUCAGGUAUGCCAAAAGAUGCGCCACGCAAGAUAACUGAAAACUUGCAGAACACUUUUUUUUUGCACUUCGAUGCUUAUUGCGCAAGAAAUGAAUUUAAAAUUCAGAGACGGCAGUACCUCGUGUCAUUCUUGUUUUCGAAAAUCGCGUAAAAAGACGUUUGGAAACGGAAGAGAAGGUCUUUAUUGAAAUGUUUAGGGCAAAUUCUUUAUUACGGACACAAACGUGAUCUACGUGGCAUCUCAACAAUGUCUUCUUUUCGAUUCAGAUGAUCUCAACGUCUACAAUUCUGGAAGUAUAUCAUACUGUAUAUGUCUCCGAGCAUUACAGAGCAUAAGGUAAAUAUGGAUGACUCACUCACAAAUGUUCAUUGGAGAAGGGAAGAUUCUGAUACGGACGCAAGAAUCGGCAAGAAAUUGUGGAUCGGCAAUGUCGUCAUCGUCCUCUUUUCUGCCAAAUCUCGAUGGUCAAUCUGUCUGGGCCAUAGCCGACUCUCGCAUCCUGACUUCACUUCUUCUCCUCUCCUUCCAAACUCAUCUCAUUUUGCUCAACGCUUCUCUGUUUGUCCUUACCCAUUUGCAUUGUUCUUCAUCGCAAAAACCGCUACAAUUUGUGUCUAAAUAUUGCGUCGUCCUCCUCCUUCUCCGCCUCCUCCUUCUUUUCCUCAGCGCCGCCGUCGUCUUCAUCCGCGCGGCCUCACCGCCUGCUGCCGCGCCUCUCCGCUAUCGGCCAAACCGAUCGGAUUCUCAGGGUGGAGUCGGUCUACUCGUCCGCUCUUCUCUCAUCCUCCCCGUUUUGCCCUUCUUUAAGCUUUGCGAUCUGCCAGUAUUACACUCGUCUCUGGUUUCUGCUUCAAUGUUGUUCCGUUCUUCAGCUGACAACCCAACCAGUCACCGACCGUCUUCUUUCUCUUCCGUUCUCGCCUCCAAGUCAUGAUACUCUGAUACCGAAAAACGAUGAUAUGCGUUCACACUCAAAAGAAAUGGAGAGAACGUUUGAAGGUAACCACUGGAUCCAGAACACAAUCCUCUCCGCUUUCUCUCCGAAAGUUUUCGACGCCGUCAGAGUAAAAUAUUAGGGCCGAUUCAAAUCGUCGACCCGAUCGAACGGUGAUUUAUUGCGAACAUUCUUUCGACGGCCACACUUUUCCAUUUACUUUUCCCUGUAUUUACUUCUAGAAAAUACUCCCCGAAAUGCUGGAUCUGUUUGGAAACUACCCCUCUAAGCCCGCCUCGUCUCCCGAGAAUACCCGGCUUCUCUGUGAACGCACCACACCCGAACACUUGCAGAAGAACAUCCGGAGUCUGCGAUCCGUGCGUCUUUGUGCCGAUGAGUACCGAUUCAGUGCCGUCAUUGUGUUCGCCAUCGUCUUUCUUGGCGGCUACUUCCUCUAUCAGGUGCAGUACAAGACUGGCAUCGACAUUAUUCCUUUGUUUCCCAUCGAUGAUUCUGGAUUCGAGUCAGUUUUCCUCCACUGCUUCCCUUUCUUAUCAAUCCAUUUCAGAAAGUACAAUGAGCAUCUUCUCAAAUCAGUCAAAAUGUCGGAGAGUGCGAAGAAUCAGCCGAAGAGCGGGAGUCUUCUCUGCUGGGCAAUGACGACGUCCAUCUACCACAAGACACGAGUGAGUCCCUUCCGUUCCCCUCCCCAAGGCCUUCAUCUGUGCUUCAGGUGCCUGCCAUUGCAGAAACAUGGCUUCGUCGUUGCGAUGCCGGCCAUCUCUUCACCAAUUCCGAUAGGUUCCUCAACGUCUCCACUCCCUACCACACAGUGUUUGACGGACUGCCCGAGAGUUACUACAAACUGUUCUGGAAGACGCGUCUCGCUCUCCUCUACAUCUACAAUUACGUCUCGAACGAUUUCGACUGGUGAGUGCUCCCCAACGUGAGCGUUCAGAUCAUAUCGGUCGCAUGUUGCAGGUACUUCAAAGGCGACGACGACACUUAUUUGAUCGUCGAAAACCUGCAGAGAUAUCUCGCGACGCUGGAUCCGAAGAAGCCGUACUUUAUCGGAUACCGACUGAGUAGACGGACGGUAAGCAAUCGGAGCGUCCAUCUUGACGACCUCGAUGGAAAUGACGGAAACGUUUUUUAUAGGAAACGGGAUACAAUGCGGGCGGAAGUGGUUACGUUAUGAGUCGAGAGGCGAUGCGGAUAUUUGCAGAGAAGCUGUUCAACGACAAAGACAGAUGUCCGUAUCACGAGUGGGAAGACUUUGCGAUUGCACAGUGAGUCUUGGGAAAGAAUUGAACGGAGCAAGGGAACCGGAUCGUUGCAGAUGUCUCGCUUCCGUCGGCAUCGUUCCCCUCGACAGUCGUGACGAAAAAGGACGUCAGAGAUUCCUUCCGUGGAGACCUGAACAGCAUUUUUACGCCGAUCUGACGAGGUCUUUCCAAAUGGAUCCUAUCCAGAUCUGGGUAUUUCUCUAUCUUUCUUCAUAACUCUCUUUGAAUGAAACGUUCAGGGCCCGGCAAUUUACCACGAGAAUCUGAUCAGCAUGCACCAUUUGUACCCCGACGAGAUCCGACUCAUUGACGGAUUGCUCUACUCGAUCGCCCGUGGCAUCUGGAAACAGGACGACCUGACCGACGUGCGGAACGAGACGACGACUCUCGCCACGUCGAUGGACGACACACUUCCUCCUCCGACUAUUUAG
Messenger RNA from Caenorhabditis sp. 36 PRJEB53466, 6454 nucleotides. Lineage: Eukaryota; Metazoa; Nematoda; Chromadorea; Rhabditida; Rhabditidae. The record is from the annotation of a GenBank genome assembly.